AAUCAUUUAAUAUUCGAUAACUACUCAAAGUGGAGAUAUAUCAUACAUACAUUAUUAUUGAAUCUUCAAAUCAGGAAAUGGGGAAACAUCGCUAAAACCACCAGACUAGAAAUCAAUCCAGAAUAACUGUUUUCCAAUUUGAAGUCAAACCAAUGGAGAAACACAAUUUAAACAGUAAAGCACAGAAAGACAAAUUCAAAUCUAUACGGCCUACUACCGAUCAUUCAAUUUAUCUUCAGAGGAAAUCUAAAUACAGGAAAGUGCUGUAUACACAAAUUUAUGACACUGUAGACCAGGCAGAUCUACUACGACGAGAACUACCGAGACGAUGGCUUGUACCUACACCGGAGGCAGUAAUAGCGAUCACAGGAAUACAUCAUCAGUUCAACAUAAAAGACAAGCGCAAUUUGAAACAAAUGUUGAUCGAGGCUGUCAUAAGCACUGGAUCUUGGAUUGUUACUUGCGGUACAGAAUCAGGAGUAGUCAACUUCAUCGAGGAAGCGGUAAACGAACAUUCAACUUUAGAAAGAUACAACAUUCCAAUAGUUGGACUUAUGUCAGAGAGAGUAAUAAAUGAGAUUAAACCUCUCAGGGGACAUGUAAAGGUUGAAAAGAUCAUUGAUGGAGAAGUUAAAAGUGUAAAAACUCCUGUUAGGUCAACAAAGCAGACAUUAGAUCCAACCCAUACACAGUUUAUUGUCGUGAAAGAUUCCAUUAACACAAUCACCAACCGUAAUGCUUCAUAUGAAUGUAGAAAGGCUUUCGAAAGUUUCUUAUAUAAUAUUAAAGAUACAGAUUGCAAACAUGUUCAGUAUGAAACAAAUGAAAUAUUGCCUGUUGUCUUGGUACUACUUGAAGGAGGUAUUGAUGCAAUGAAAACAACUUGGAGUGUACUGGCAAAUAACAACCCUGUUGUAGUAAUUGAUGGUUCUGGAGGAGCAGCAGAUUUCCUCUCAAUUUGUCAUCAGCGACACAAUAGUUUAAAUAGGAAGAGCGACAGUGAACAAGUAAACCUGUCAGAAUACGUUGAAAAUUUACACGAAUUAAUUAGGAAAUGCUUUGAAGAUAAAUCCGAUGAGAUGAAGACCAAGGCAACCAAGCUGGCAACUAGAUGUCUGAGGAAACAUGAAUUGAUUCGUGUAUAUUCACUGGAAGAAAAAACUACCAAAUUAGACGAUUUGAUUCAGAAGGCUAUUUUUGACAUAUAUAAAGAAUACUUUAAUACGGAAGACAGUCGUCAAAAAGAGUGGAUAAGCGGAAAUACUCCAAAAAUCAAUGCUGUAAUGAAACAACUUAAACUUGUUGCAAAAUGGAAAAAUUAUGAUAUUGCGAAGAAAGAAAUCUUUAUAGCCGAAAACAGAAACCAACUUACCUGUUUACAAGAACUAAAUGAAAAAAGGAUGUACAAUUUGAAAAAUGAAAUCCGAGAAGUAAUAACAGCGGUUCAUGAAGAAUAUGCACGAUUACCAGGAUCGUAUUACCAACUCAAUCCGAAGAAUAAAAGCUUUUCCAAGAAAUUAUCAGAGUCUUAUAUGGAAUUCAAAAAGGAUGUAUUACAUUUCUUUUGGGUAAGAAACGAAAAAUACUUCUCAGUUUUAUCAAGAUCAUUUUACAAGUUAGGAAAACAUUUGGCAGCUGAUGAUCGUGAGGAGUUCCAGUAUAUAUCAAACACGUUUGCGAAGAUGCACAAAUUUGAUGAAAAAAGAAUGGACAAAUUAGACAAAAAAAUCGAAGAAAAGGUUAUGGUUAUGGCAAAGCAGAAAUACACUUCAAACUUUAAUUUAGAUUUAGAUGAGUAUUAUAAUCAAUACAAGGACAAAUUAUCACAGUUUGUGAAAAUAUACAGGUCGGACUACUUCAUGGACAAAAACAGGCCAAACUAUUUUAAGACCAUAAACAAGGCUACAUACUUUACGAAUGUGUCAAAAUCUUUCACAAAGCUGAUUAACAGCAUGAAGGAUGAGUCUUUCAUAAAAUAUGAAGAAGACUUACGGAGGAUACUACAAGAAUUCGUUGAUGAAUACGAAAAAGACAGUGUUUCAGAACUUUUGCAGUCGUCGCUUAUAGCCAACAAAACAGACUUGGUUAUGCUGGUAAUGCAGAAAAUUGAAAACAUGAGCUCAUUUGUACUCGAUAACUUACCAAAUGUAUUUAUGCUGAGCAUUGAAAACAAAGAUUGUUCAGCAAUUCAGCUUAUUCAACAGCAUUUGGAUAAACAUCAUGAACAAGACUUGGAGUGCGAUUUGACAGGUAAAUUACAGAGUGAAUUGGAAAUAAAAAAAGAUAAGUUGAAAAUAAAAAAGGAAAAAAAGAACAACAAAAAAGUACUCUUAGCUGUCAACAAUUUCAUCAUAGAUUUGUUUGAAAAUCCAGAAUUUAAGCUGUACGAGUUCAAAGGUAAAGAAGAGCUAAAAUUAAUCCAUGAAGACAAACCUUUCCAUCAUCUUUUUAUUUGGGCUGUUCUGGUAAAUUGGAGAGAAAUGGCUAUGAUUUUCUGGGAACAAGAAACCGACCUUACGUGUUCCGCUUUAUUUGCAAGUGCAGUACUAAAAGAAUUGUCUGAAAAGGCACACUUUUCUAAACAUAUGCACCUCAGUCAAUCAUUAAAAGAAAACUCUAGACACUUCGAAAAUCUUGCUUGCAAUGUGAUGACAGAAUUGUAUAGCAAUGAUAGAGAAAACGCUCUUACCACGCUGGUUACAAAUGUUGACCGAUAUAAAUCUACACCUUUAGAAAUUGCUGUCUCGCAAAAACUGGAGAAGUUUAUGGCACAUACAGCCUGUCAAGCAAAGCUCAACAGUAUAUGGAAUGGAGAUAUUGAAGAAUAUACACCAUUCUGGAGGGUAUGUUGAAUGAUAUUUAAAGUGUCGAUUGGUGCAUUCAGCGCUUGAAAGCGUGAUAAAGCGUUAUAAUUAUGAAUUCAGGACACAAGUUGGAAUUGAG
This is a messenger RNA of Mytilus californianus (California mussel), 2943 nucleotides long. Its product is annotated as transient receptor potential cation channel subfamily M member 5-like. The transcript is spliced from 22 exons. The coding region runs from base 153 to 2852 and encodes 899 amino acids. Lineage: Eukaryota; Metazoa; Mollusca; Bivalvia; Mytilida; Mytilidae. Gene Ontology annotation, biological process: calcium ion transmembrane transport. Gene Ontology annotation, molecular function: ligand-gated calcium channel activity. The record is from RefSeq and is a predicted model, not a curated record.